Molecule: messenger RNA, 1302 nt
Organism: Odobenus rosmarus divergens (Pacific walrus)
Lineage: Eukaryota; Metazoa; Chordata; Mammalia; Carnivora; Odobenidae
Gene: APOBEC3B
Product: DNA dC->dU-editing enzyme APOBEC-3-like
Biological process (GO): defense response to virus; DNA cytosine deamination; cytidine to uridine editing
Cellular component (GO): P-body; cytoplasm; nucleus
Molecular function (GO): RNA binding; cytidine deaminase activity; zinc ion binding
Source: RefSeq, a predicted model, not a curated record
AUGGAGCCCUGGCGCCACCGCCCAAGAGACCCAAUGGAGUGGAUACGUCCUGGAACCUUCUUCUUCCACUUCCCAAGCCUGCUCUACGCUUACGGGCGGAAAUCCUGCUACCUCUGCUUCCAAGUGAAAAGAGAGGGGGAGGGGCCCCCCUCCUAUGACUGGGGGGUCUUUAAAAACAAGGUCUAUUUCGAGGCUUGCUACCACGCAGAAUUCUGCUUCCUCUCUUGGUUCUGUGACCAGAAUCUGUCCCCUGACGAGCAUUACCAUGUCACCUGGUUCUUAUCCUGGAGCCCCUGCCCCACCUGUGCAGAGGAGGUGGUCAGAUUCCUGAGGGAAUACAGGAACGUGACGCUGAGCAUCUUCACCGCCCGCCUCUACUACUUCUGGCACCCACAUUUCCAGGACGGGCUUUACAGGCUAUGGUCUGCAGGGGUCCACCUGGACAUCAUGUCUUUUGAAGAUUAUGAAUACUGUUGGGACACCUUUGUGGACCACAAUGGGAUGCGCUUCCAGAGUUGGGAUCUAUUAAGAGAUAAUGAUUUCCUGGCCACAGAGCUUGAGAAUAUUCUUAGUCGGGGGGGGGAAAGAAGAGGAGAAUGUCCCUUCCCUCCCCACCCCAGGGGCCCAAGUGGACCAAGGAGUUGGGUUCAGAAGGUGACAGAGCCUGGGGACACCAGAAGAUGCUCUCUGCCUUUGGUUUUCUUCCUCUUGUGCAGAACCACAAUGAGUCCACUACAACAAGAAAUAUUCUUCUAUCAGUUCGGCAACCAGCCCCGGGCCCCAAAGCCCUACCACCGGAGGAAGACCUACUUGUGCUACCAGCUGAAGACACAUGAAGGCCACAUAACAGCCAAAGUCUGCCUUCAAAACAAGAAGAAGCGCCAUGCAGAAAUUCGCUUUAUUGACAAUAUCAUGGCACGAAAACUGGAAAAAGACCAGAGAUUUGAAAUCACCUGCUAUGUCACGUGGAGCCCCUGCCCCACCUGUGCGAAGGAACUGGUUGCAUUUGCCAGAAAACACAGCCACAUCAGCCUGCGGCUCUUUGCCUCCCGCCUGUAUUUCCACUGGCUCCAGGAGAAUAAGCAGGGGCUGAAGCAUCUGCACGCAUCCGGGAUCCCAGUGGCUGUCAUGAGCUCCCUGGAGUUUGAGGACUGCUGGAAGGAGUUUGUGGACAACCAGGGCAAGCCUUUCCAGCCCUGGAACAAGCUGGAACAGUACAGUAAAAACAUAACCCGUCGGCUCCAGAAGAUCCUCAAGCCGCAGAAUGAUUUAGAGAAUGAAUUCAGAAAUUUGCAUCUUUGA